GUAGCCUAAAGUCUCCCGAGUUUCUCAUCACUUCCUGAUAAGCGCUUGACUGGAUUCCCACAGGAUUGUCUUCCACCUCAAAGUGGAUGACAUUAAAUCAGUGCAGUUGAGAAAGUGAGAGAAGUUAAGAAGAAAAGAGGAGGAAAGGAGAGCAGAGUGACCAGGAAGAUCAGAUAAAGGACCAUAAGGUGUACAGCGAUGAAGAGUCAGGGUGAGGAGACAGAGGAAGAUGCCCUUCCUUCUGAAAAAACUCUGCAUGACAGCCAGACUAAAGCUCAGAGGAAAAAGUUGAAAAGAGAAGCCUCUCCUGUACCCAGCUAUGUGUCCAUGAAGAGUGAUCAGUCAAUUGAUAUCCCUUUGGUAUUCAAAGAUCGAAGCUUUUCUGAUGAUCAGAGGAAAAAGUUGAAAAGAGAAGCCUCUCCUGUACCCAGCUUGGUGUCCAUGAAGAGUGACAGGUCAAGGGGUCACCCCCUUAAUUUUAGAGAGAGACACUCCUCACAUAAAAAGAAGAAAAAGUUGACAAGAGAAGCUUCUCCUGUACCCAGCUUGGUGUCCAUGAAGAGUGACAGGUCAAAGGGUCACCCCCUUAAUUUUAAAGAACGACACUCCUCACAUAAAAAGAAGAAAAAGUUGACAAGAGAAGCUUCUCCUGUACCCAGCUUGGUGUCCAUGAAGAGUGAUCAGUCAAAGGGUCGUCUCAUUAAUUUUAGAGAGAGACACUCCUCACAUAAAAAGAAGAAAAAGUUGACAAGAGAAGCUUCUCCUGUACCCAGCUUGGUGUCCAUGAAGAGUGAUCAGUCAAAGGGUCGUCUCAUUAAUUUUAGAGAGAGACACUCCUCACAUAAAAAGAAGAAAAAGUUGACAAGAGAAGCCUCUCCUGUACCCAGCUGUGUGUCCAUGAAAACUGAUCAGUCAAAGGAUAUCCUUAUGGCAUUCAAAGAAGGAAGCUUUUCUGAUGAUCAGAGAACUGAAGUUCCCCAUUGUCAGUCUGCUCUGCUGGAUCAAAUAGACCUGGACUCUGUAUUUAUGCUGCUUGAGGAGAGCAUUGUCACUUUUGUGAAGAAUGAGCUGAAGAUGUUCCGGUUAGCUCUGACUCCAGAUUAUGCAGAAUCUUCAGAGAUGCAGAGCAAGGAUGAGGAAGUAAUGGACAUUGAAGAUGAAGAGCAGAGGAGGAGCAGCACAGAGUCAUUUCUGAAGAUCACACUGCACUUCUUGAAGAGACUGAAGCAGGAGGAGAUGGCUGACAUUCUGCAGAGCAGAAUGCCUGCUGUCAUGUGCCAACGUAAACUCAAAUCUAAUCUGAAGAAGAAGUUUCAGUGUGUGUUUGAGGGGAUUGCUAAGGCAGGAAAUCCAACUCUUCUAAAUCAAAUCUACACAGAGCUCUACAUCACAAAGGGAGGGACAGGAGAGGUCAAUGAUGAACAUGAGGUCAGACAGAUUGAAGCAGUGUCCAGGAAGACAGAAAGACCUGAGUCAACAAUCAAAUGUCAAGAAAUCUUUACCCAGACACCUGAAAGAGAUCAACCUGUACGAACCCUUUUGACCAAGGGAGUGGCUGGCAUUGGGAAAACAGUCUUAACACAGAAGUUCGCUCUCGACUGGGCUGAAGGCAAAGCUAACCACAAGAUACAGUUCACAUUUCCAUUCACUUUCAGAGAGCUGAAUUUGCUGAAAGAGAAAAAGUACAGCUUGGUGGACCUUGUUCAUCAAUUCUUCAAUGAGACCAAAGAAGAAGCUAUCUGCAGCUUUAAAGAGUUCCAAGUUGUGUUCAUCUUUGACGGUCUGGAUGAGUGCCGACUUCCUCUGGACUUCCGCAACAAUGAGAUCCUUACUGAUGUUACAGAGUCCACCUCAGUGGAUGUGCUGCUGACAAACCUCAUCAGGGGGAAACUGCUUCCCUCUGCUCGCCUCUGGAUAACCACACGACCUGCAGCAGCCAAUCAGAUCCCUCCUAAGUUUGUCGACAUGGUGACAGAGGUGAGAGGGUUCAGUGACCCGCAGAAGGAGGAGUACUUCAGGAAGCGAUUCAGAGAUGAGGAGCAGGCCAGCAGAAUCAUCUCCCACAUCAAGACAUCACUAAGCCUCCACAUCAUGUGCCACAUCCCAGUAUUCUGCUGGAUCACUGCUACAGUUCUGGAGGAUGUUUUGAAGAGCAGAGAGGGAGGACAGCUGCCCAAGACCCUGACUGAGAUGUACAUCCACUUCCUUGUGGUUCAGUCCAAACUGAAGAAUGUCAAGUAUUAUAGAAGAGCUGAGACAGAUCCAGUCUGGAACAAAAAGAACAAGAAGAUGAUCAUGUCUCUGGGAAAACUGGCGUUUGAGCAGCUGCAGAAAGGCAACCUGAUCUUCUAUGAAUCAGACCUGACAGAGUGUGGCAUCAAUAUCAGAGCAGCUUCAGUGUACUCAGGAGUUUUCACACAGGUCUUUAAAGAGGAGAGAGGGCUGUACCAGGACAAGGUGUUCUGCUUCAUCCAUCUGAGCGUUCAGGAGUUUCUGGCUGCUCUUCAUGUCCAUCUGACAUUCAUCAACUCUGGAGUCAAUCUGUUGUCAGAAGAACAAACCGACUGUCAAAGGUCUAAUGCAGUACAUGAAAAAUCUGACCUAAAAUGCCUCCACCAAAUUGCAGUGAACAAGGCCUUACAGAGUCCAAAUGGACACCUGGACUUGUUCCUCCGCUUCCUUCUGGGUCUGUCACUGCAGACCAAUCAGGCACUCCUACAAGGCCUGGUGACAGGAUCAGAAGGAGGAUCACGGACCAAUCAGGAAACAAUUGAGUACAUCAAGAAGAAGACUGGGGAGGAAUCCUCUGCAGAGAGAAAAAUCAAUCUGUUCUACUGUCUGAAUGAGCUGAAUGAUCACUCACUAGAGCUGGAUAUCCAGCAGUACUUGAGCUCAGGAAGUCUCACCGCAGAAAAACUCUCUCCUGCUCAGUGGUCAGCUCUAGUCUUCAUCAUACUGUCAUCAGGAAACGAUCUGGAUGUGUUUGACCUGAAGAAAUACUCUGCUUCAGAGCUGGGUCUGCUGAGGCUGCUGCCAGUGGUGAAAGCCUCCACAAAAUCUGUAAUGAGUAGCUGUAAACUGUCAUGGCGAAGUUGUGAUGCUCUGGCCUCAGUUCUAACCUCCCAGUCAUCUAGUUUGAGAGAGCUGGAUCUAGGUUACAACAAUCUGCAGGAUUCAGGAGUGCAGCAGCUCUCGAAAGCACUGGAGCAUGCAGAUUGUCGACUGGAAACUCUCAGAUUGACAGGCUGCACACUUUCAGAGGGAAGCUAUAAAGCUCUGGCUGCAGUUCUCAGCUCCCAGUCCUCCAGUCUGAGGAAGUUGGAUCUGAGUAACAACCACAUGCAUGAUUCUGACGUGAAGCUGCUCUCUGAUGGACUGAGAAGUCCACACUGUAAACUGGAGAAUCUCAGGUUGGAUCAGACCUACCUCAGAGGGAACUGUUGUCAAGAGUUCUCAUCCAUUCUGAGCACUCAGUCUUGUAGUCUGAGGAAACUGGAUCUGAGUAAUAAUGACCUGCAGGAUUUAGGAGUAAAACUGCUGUCAGCUGGACUUGAGAGUCCACACUGUAAACUGGAGUCUCUUGGGUUGUCAGGCUGUCUGAUCACAGAGGAUGGCUGUUCUUCUCUGGUCUCAGCUCUAAACUCCAACCCCUCUCACCUGAGAGAACUGGACCUGAGCUACAAUCAUCCAGGAGUAUCAGGACUGUUGAUGCUCACUGCUGGUCAAAAGAAUCAACACUGGAGACUGGAAACUCUCAGUGUGGACAAUUGUGGAGUCCAAUGGCUGAAACCAGGUCUGAGGAAGUAUGCCUGUGAGCUAACGCCAGACAUAAACACAUCACACAGAAACCUCUUGCUCUCUGGGGAAAGAAUUUUGAAAAAGAUUGAUGAGGAGCAACCAUAUGCUGAUCACAAGGAGAGAUUUGACUGCUGUCAAGUGCUGUGCCAAAAAGGUCUUAGUGGCCGCUGUUACUGGGAGGUCGAGUGGGAAGGACUGGUUGAUAUUGCAGUGACUUACAAGGGAAUCAGAAGGAGAGGAAACAGCGCUGACUGCAGGUUUGGAGGGAAUGACAAGUCCUGGAGUCUUUGUUGCUGUGGUGGUGGUUACUCUGUCUGGCACAAUAACAGAAAAAAUGUCAUACACCCAUCUCGGUCCUCUGCCUUUGACAGAGUAGCAGUGUACCUGGACUGGCCUGCUGGCACUCUGUCCUUCUAUGGUGUCUUCCAUGACACACUGAUCCACCUCCACACCUUCAGCUGCACAUUCACUGAACCCCUUUACCCUGGGUUUGGAGUAGGGUCCUCAGUGUCUCUGUGCCAGCUAUAAGAGGGAAUGUAUGAGGGAAUGUGAAUGAGAAGAGCUCAGAGACAUGAACUCCUGUUACAAAAAACAAGCCCCCCCAAAAGUUCAAUGAGUUAAAGUAAAGUUAAAGGGGACCUAUUAUGCUCAUUUCCAGCUCUAUAUUUUUAUAGUGGGAUUCCACUAGAGUAGCUUUG
This is a messenger RNA of Thunnus maccoyii (southern bluefin tuna), 4496 nucleotides long. Its product is annotated as NACHT, LRR and PYD domains-containing protein 3-like. Lineage: Eukaryota; Metazoa; Chordata; Actinopteri; Scombriformes; Scombridae. The record is from RefSeq and is a predicted model, not a curated record. Bases 199 to 4326 code for a protein of 1375 amino acids. The transcript has 18 exons. Gene Ontology annotation, molecular function: protein binding.